CAGGCUGUUUAUAAACUUUCCUGCUGCCCGACAUCAUUUUUACUUUAUUUUGCCAGAUCCGCCGAACUUUAGUUCGUCGAGAGCAGGGAUCAAGUGGGCAACGACAUGAACCAAACGGAGAUCCACGUUCCCGAGAGUCUGGAUGAUCUGAUCAGAGAACUUCAUGACAUAUUCUCCAGUGACAAAGUCAACGUGGAAGAGGUGCAAACUCUGAUGGAAUCGUAUAAAAGUGACCGAGCAGAGUGGCUUCAAUUCGCAAAGUUCGACAAAUACAGAUAUACUCGAAACCUGGUAGAUGAAGGAAAUGGAAAGUUCAACCUGAUGAUCCUAUGUUGGGGAGAAGGCCAUGGCAGCAGUAUCCACGACCAUGCAGAUUCACACUGUUUCCUGAAACUACUUCAAGGACAGCUGAAAGAAACACAGUUCAAUAUCCCAGACGUUAAUCAAAAGAACCGGGAAAUGGUCAAGAAAUGGGAGAAAGUCUUUCAUGAAAACCAGUGUACCUACAUUAAUGACAGUAUUGGGCUGCAUCGAGUGGAAAAUGUGAGUCAUACAGAGACUGCAGUCAGCCUUCACCUGUACAGUCCACCAUUUGACAGCUGCCAUUGUUUUGAUGAAAGAACAGGCUACAAGAACAAAGUCAAAAUGACUUUCUGGAGUAGAUUUGGUGAAAAGACUCCUCUGGGAUUUACAGAAUUAAAAGAAAACAACUGAAACAAAUGGACCAUGAGAAUAUGGAAUACGAAGUGCCAUCUCUCACUAUUGUGGAUAAAGUCAGAAGAAUAUCUCUUUUAUUAUCUGUCUGCCCAAUGUGAAUUUAUUUUCUUGAAAUGAACACCUGGCUACUAGGUUCUACUUUUGAAUGAUAUUUAAGCCAUAAAAGUUUCAAAAUAGUUCCUCUAUUUUGACUUUAACCAA
Leucoraja erinaceus (little skate) is the source of this 918-nucleotide messenger RNA. RefSeq names its product cysteine dioxygenase type 1-like. Gene Ontology annotation, biological process: L-cysteine catabolic process. The coding region runs from base 106 to 714 and encodes 202 amino acids. Lineage: Eukaryota; Metazoa; Chordata; Chondrichthyes; Rajiformes; Rajidae. The record is from RefSeq and is a predicted model, not a curated record. Gene Ontology annotation, molecular function: cysteine dioxygenase activity; ferrous iron binding. The transcript has 5 exons.